UCACAGACUUUAACACAAUGUAUCCAUUUUCACUCUCUUUAUUUCCUCUUCUUCUACUCCUCAUGUUCAUCUUCUCAUUUCUUUCUAUCCCUUCUAUCUCAACCAAUCAACAUGCAAAUAACAUGGAAUCCCAAGAACUUGAAACUCUUUUCAAGAUUAUGGAAUCCAUGUCUUCUGAUCAAAAUUGGAGAAUUUCCCAUCCAAAUCCAUGUAAACAAACUUCAUCUUGGCUUGGAAUAGAGUGCAAAAAAAGUAAUAUUGAUAACAUGUUUCAUGUUACUAGGCUUGAUUUUGGUACAAAUCCAAAUCCAACAUGCAAAAAUACAUCAACUUUCCCUUCACAAAUUUUUCAACUCCCAAAUCUUGAAUCUAUUUUCUUUAUUCAAUGUUUCAAAUAUAUCAAAACAAGAAUCACUUUUCCAAAAACAAGAAUUCUAAGCCUUUCACUUCAACAACUUAGUCUAAGAUCAAAUCCUUCACUUUUUGGUUCAAUCCCACCUCAAAUAUCACUACUAAAAUCACUUCAAAUUCUUACUUUGUCACAAAACAAUCUUUUUGGUCAAAUUCCUUUAGAAAUCUUUACCUUGAGUUCACUUGUACAUCUUGAUUUAAGCUACAACAAGUUUACAAGUAAAAUCCAUGACCAAAUUGGUAAUUUCAAAAAUCUUGUAGGCUUAGAUUUAAGCUACAACAAUUUCAUUGGUUCAAUUCCUAACACAAUUGGCCAACUUGGUACACUUCAAAAGCUUGACUUAAGUUCUAAUUCAUUCACUGGAAAAAUUCCAGAGAGCAUAGAAAAUCUACAUUCUUUGAUUUUCUUGGCUUUAAGUAACAAUAAAUUAAGUGGGAAUUUUCCUAAAGGUUUAAUUAAGUUACAGAGUUUACAAUAUUUUCUUAUGGAUGAUAAUCCAAUGUUUAUUCCAUUACCAGUUGAGUUCAGUCAGCUGAAAAAACUUCAAGAAUUGAGACUUGCUUCUUCUGGUUAUUCAGGAAAAAUACCAUCAAGUUAUUCAAAACUCUUGAAUUUAAGCACAUUGUCAUUACAAAAUAAUCGAUUAACGGGUGAAAUUCCAGUUGAAUUUUCUAGUUUUUCACAUAUGUAUCACUUGAAUUUGAGCAGAAAUUUUUUGGAUGGUGUUGUUCCAUUUAAUUCAAGUUUCUUGAAAAGACUUGGUAGAAAUUUGGACUUAAGUGGAAAUCCAGGGCUUUGUUUUAAUCCACCUGAAGCAAAUGGAGUUUAUGUUGGAGUUAAUAUUUGUGGGAGAAACAAAAAUAGUUCUAUAAUUAUGCCAUUGAAGAAAUCUGAAGCUUCAUAUGGAGUAAUGAAGUCAUUUUUUCUUAUGUUUGUUUUCUGUAUUAUGGCUUUGUAUUAUUUAUUUUUCUUUGUUUAGGAAUUAGGUUUGGUUGUAUUAUUGAUUCUUUUUACUAAAUUGUACCUCCCAACAUGUACU
This is a messenger RNA of Nicotiana attenuata, 1451 nucleotides long. Its product is annotated as protein TOO MANY MOUTHS-like. NCBI's taxonomy places the organism in Eukaryota, Viridiplantae, Streptophyta, Magnoliopsida, Solanales, Solanaceae. The transcript has a single exon. The record is from RefSeq and is a predicted model, not a curated record. Gene Ontology annotation, molecular function: protein binding. The coding region runs from base 18 to 1391 and encodes 457 amino acids.